Molecule: messenger RNA, 1184 nt
Organism: Eptesicus fuscus (big brown bat)
Lineage: Eukaryota; Metazoa; Chordata; Mammalia; Chiroptera; Vespertilionidae
Gene: PABIR2
Product: PABIR family member 2
Exons: 10
Coding region: 351-1112 (253 amino acids)
Molecular function (GO): protein serine/threonine phosphatase inhibitor activity
Source: RefSeq, a predicted model, not a curated record
UCAAUUCCUUCUUUCCUCCGCCUUUUACACUGUUUUCAAUCUGCCCUUUUCCCUCCCGUUUUCUCUUUUCCAUCCUCCUUCCACCCCUUUCUUCUUUCUCCCUUUAUACUGUCACCCUCCAUUACAACCUUUCCAUUCUCCUUCCCUCGCUGGAUAUCAUCCCUCCUCAUCCUCAUCCUCCUUCCCUCCUGCUUUUCUCCGCCCCUUAGCCCCCGCCCCCGCCCCCAAGCCUCCGCCCCUUAGCCCCCGCCCCCAGCUGCCAGUCCCCAGCAGCUCAGUCCUGCCGUGAGUCCAUAGCUAAGCACCAGGAGCUGAACACUGUUCGCUGUGCCUGGCUGCAAGUCUCCAGCAUGGCCCAGGAGAAAAUGGAGCUGGACUUUGAGCAUGGCACAUCAAAUGGGGGCACCCUGAGAAGAUCCAGCAGCGCUCCCCUGAUUCAUGGGCUCAGUCACCUUUCACAGGUUUUUCAGCCUUACACAUUUAGAACUCGGUGGAAUAGUACAACGAUUAUGAGCAGUCAUAGCCUGGUGAGUAUAGAAUUGCUGUCAUCAUCAUCUAAUGGGAUUUCUAGUAGCAGACUGCAUCAAAUCAAAAAGGAGGAAGGCACGGAUAUCAUGAACAGAGAAACUGCCCAUGAAAGGGAAGUGCAAGCGGCCAUGCAGAUAAGCCAGUCAUGGGAUGAGAGCUUGAGCCUGAGUGAUAGUGAUUUUGACAAGCCAGAGAAAUUAUAUUCUCCUAAAAGGAUUGACUUCACUCCAGUUUCUCCAGCACCAUCACCCACCAGAGGACUUGGAAAGCAAUGUUUUUCACCAUCCUUACAAAUGUUGAACAGCAGUGGGCUACCACCAAGUCCCAAUCCUAGUCCAAGACACUUAUCCAGCAGGAGGAGUCAGAGCCCAGUCAAAUGCAUUCGACCCAGUGCUCUUGGUCCUCUUAAAAGAAAAGGUGAAAUGGAGUCCGAAAGCCAGCCUAAGAGGCUCUUCCAAGGCACUACCAAUAUGCUGCCUCCGGAAAAUGCACACUUGUCUGAUCUCAGUUCAUGGUGGUGUUAUCAAGGAGAAGAAAUUCCUGCCUUGACCAGAUGUGUGGAGCACCUACAAAUGAAUGAAUAAUGUUAUUUACCCACAAACUACUGUCUAGAAAGCAUACCUGAGCUUGACAGCUUGCCUUGGGUGGCAUUAUGA